Molecule: messenger RNA, 1512 nt
Organism: Coregonus clupeaformis (lake whitefish)
Lineage: Eukaryota; Metazoa; Chordata; Actinopteri; Salmoniformes; Salmonidae
Product: class A basic helix-loop-helix protein 15
Exons: 2
Coding region: 166-735 (189 amino acids)
Molecular function (GO): protein dimerization activity
Source: RefSeq, a predicted model, not a curated record
UCAUCGGAGAGGAACCACAGACGCUUCUUCCACUCAACCAAAACGUUCAUUCUGAGGAUAUUAUCGAUGUUUCACGGUGAUAACGAUUAUUCUACAUACACGGGAAUCUUACUUUCAUUUUAAAGGCUGUUGUGAGGAAGAGGGGUAACUGAAUCAGGCUGAAGGAUGAAGUCUAAAGGGAAGGCCGCUAAGUCAUCCAGAAAACCCUGGACCGAGGCAGACCUGGACCCUGAACCAGAGACCAGUGAACCAGGCACCAGCGAACAGGAGGGUUCUGAGGCCUCGGUCUGUAUUGGAGGCUCCUGGAGAGGCGUCUUGAGGGGCGGGGACUGCGAGCGAGGUGGAGGCGCCACCCACGGCCCCCACAGACGCCGACGGUUUCACAACAGCAACAGAGAACGCAACGUCCGGCGGCUGGAGAGCAACGAGCGGGAGCGCCAGCGCAUGCACAAACUUAACAAGGCCUUCCAGGCUCUCAGAGAGGCCAUCCCGCAUGUCAAAAUGGACAAGAAGCUCUCCAAGAUCGAGACGCUGACGUUGGCCGAGAACUACAUCAAGUCCCUGACCUCCAUCAUCCUGGGGAUGUCCAGCGCCCACCUGCCCCCUGGGGAGACACCGACAGAGGCUAGUGCCGCCAGACUGCUCCAGUGUUACCAGCGGCACCUGGAGGAGGACGGGGAUGAGAGCCUGUCUCAGUUCCUCACCCAGAUCCACAGCUUCAGCGAGCAGAGCUAACAGCUAGCUUCAGUUCCUCACCCAGAUCCACAGCAUCAGCCAGGAAAGCUAACAGCUAGCAGGUGCUAACUGCACAGCCAAAUAGUUGAAGCAUCCAGGCUUGACUUGGGGAGUGAAUCUCAACUGAAACCCAUCUCCCAUAUUGUACACUGCUACUGUUUAUGAUCACGGCCAAAAGUAGUGCACUGUAUGGGGAAAGGGGGUCAUCUGAGAUGCAGCCUUAUACUCCGACAAGCUAGUGUGCUAUAGUGACAUACCUGACAUCACCAUGCACUAAAUGGAGCACACAAGAACUUGCCUCAGUAACUCUAACAGACAGACAGGCAGACAGACAGUGUCCUUCUACCUGACUGGCUGGCUGAAGCAAAGAGCACCAGCAGCCUGUGGACUAUGCCAGACUAGACAUAGGCCUAGCCAGAACUGUGACAGACAGAAUCCCCAAAGGACCAUGCUAUUACUUCUAGAACAGUGGAACUUAAAGUUAAUCUCAUGUGGGAUUCUGAUUCUGAUUGGUGGUGAGAACCAAGUGUGAACAGACUUCUGACCGGCCCAAGUCAAAGAACAUACCAGCGCCAUUUUAUUUAAUCUGUUUUUUUUCAUAGUUUUUUUUAUUUUCUGUCAUUUUUCUAGCUGGCGAUUAACUGUAGUUACCUGAUUGGUCAGAAAUGUAAAAUAACUGAUUGUCAAAGUAUAGUUCUGUCAUGUUGUAUAAUGAUUAGAAGACAGGCGAAGGAAUACGUAUUAGGGGUUUUAUUUACUCCACCCAACACAAACACG